Messenger RNA from Salvia hispanica, 844 nucleotides. The record is from RefSeq and is a predicted model, not a curated record. NCBI's taxonomy places the organism in Eukaryota, Viridiplantae, Streptophyta, Magnoliopsida, Lamiales, Lamiaceae.
GUCUCACUAUCAAAACACCAAACAUUAGUAACAAAAUGUCAAAAACCAAGAUUCUAUUAGCUCUCCUAUUUUCCUUACACUACCUCCUCUCCGCCGCCGCUCCAACUCCAAACCCUAACCCUAACGCCACCAGCUUCAUCGAAGCCGAAUGCCGCGCCACUCACUACCCUUCCCUCUGCAUCAACUCCCUCUCCGCCUACUCCAAAACCGUCCAAAAAAGCCCUAAGCAGCUCGCCCGAGCAGCCCUCUCGGUCGGCUUGUCGCGCGCUCAAUCCAGCUCCUCCUUCGUCUCCAAGGCGGCUCUCAUAAGAGGCCUGAAGCCGAUGGAGCGCCGCGCCAUCCAAGACUGCGCCGCCAACAUGGCUGGCGCGGUCGACCAGCUCGGUUUGUCCGUGAAGGAGCUCGGUAGGAUCGGAUCGGAGAAGCUGAGCUGGCACCAGAGCAACGUGGAGUCGUGGAUCGGGGCUGCGAUGACCUUCCAGCAGACGUGCCUCGACGGAUUCUCGGCUCCUUCCAUGGCUGGAGAUGUUAGGAUUGCUGUGAUGAAAAGGGUUCUGGAUUGUAAGCAGGUUACCAGCAAUGCGCUUGUGUUGAUCCAUCGCUAUGCUGCAGCAAAGCGUAAACAUGGCUAAGGCUGCAUAUUUGAUUUUCCAAGGCGCAAAACCGAAGAUGUCUAUAUUAGAGUUUGCAUUUGAUUACGUCCCUAUAUUUCAUGUUUGUGUAUAUUAUCAUCGUUGCUUUCGUUUUCGUGUGGUUCAGUUUUAUACUAGUUUGGUAGAUUUAUGUAUUAAUUUCUGUAAUACCUUAAUAUUGCGCGUUACAUAAAACAAUAACUUUGAAUUAA